GUUAAACAGUGGAUUGACUUGUCAUGUGAUAUAACAGUGGACUGUCUCUGCAAAGUUGGUAAGCUGGGAUCUACAGAAUCGCAGUCAUGGUUAGAAACGGGAAAGAUUGUCACGAAAAAACGAUGUGUGGCUGGCUUUUUGACACUUGAGGACUUGUGGGUUGUCAAGAGUUGUCAAUAAAGUUACAAAGCAAAAAUCGUUUUUUGAGGUUAAUUCUCUGCUAUUUCUGAAUUUGAAAAUUGAUUAGAAUUUUGUAAGAUGUCUUCAAGAUACGAUCGUGCUAUAACAGUAUUCUCACCAGAUGGACAUUUGCUACAAGUAGAAUAUGCCCAAGAGGCCGUUAGGAAAGGAUCAACUGCCGUUGGAGUCAGAGGAGCCAAUGCAGUAGUUCUAGGUGUUGAAAAAAAAUCUGUUGCAAAACUGCAAGAGGAACGCACAGUAAGAAAGAUAUGCCUGUUAGAUGACCAUGUUGUUAUGGCAUUUGCUGGACUUACUGCUGAUGCUAGGAUAUUGAUCAAUAGAGCGCAAAUAGAAUGUCAGUCACAUAAACUGACCGUAGAAGAUCCUGUCACCUUAGAAUAUAUCACAAGGUAUAUAGCCUCACUGAAGCAGAAGUACACUCAAAGCAAUGGGCGACGUCCAUUUGGUAUAUCUUGUCUUAUAGGUGGUUUUGAUUAUGAUGGAAAACCUCAUCUUUACCAGACUGAACCUUCAGGUAUUUACUAUGAAUGGAAAGCCAACGCGACUGGACGAUCCGCAAAAACCGUUCGAGAAUUUCUCGAAAAAUAUUAUACAGCAGAAGAAGUAGCUACAGAGAAAGGCACUGUAAAGUUAGCUAUCAAAGCUCUUCUAGAGGUGGUUCAAUCUGGCCAAAAGAAUUUGGAAAUUGCCGUGAUGAGACACGGCGAACCAUUGGAGAUGUUGGACGGGGAUACAAUUGAAAAGUACGUUUCCGAAAUUGAAAAAGAGAAGGAGGAAGAAGCUGAGAAGAAAAAAGCGAAGAAGUGAAGGUGUUUCACGUUUGCUGAUCAUAUUUUUAAUUUUAAGCUUGGCGGAAUGUCUUUUCUAAUAAAGUUCAAAUGUUCAUUUUAUGUGUUUUUUAGAUAUCCAUUAAACCGACCAACGACGUCAACUACUAAUGUUCUAGGUGUUUGCCAAAUAAACUUUCAAAGUUUGUAAGAAACGAAUAUUAGAAUACCCAAGCAUACAUCCACACUUUUUAAACUGUUUAUCCUACAAUGUUACUAUUAUUUAUAUUGAUCUUCCUAAAGUAUAUUUAGUAAACAAUUUUCAUUACCUGUCUUUCUACAAAAAAUUAAAACAAUAUUACCUAACCCCCC
Messenger RNA from Acanthoscelides obtectus, 1340 nucleotides. NCBI's taxonomy places the organism in Eukaryota, Metazoa, Arthropoda, Insecta, Coleoptera, Chrysomelidae. The record is from the annotation of a GenBank genome assembly.